AUUGCUCAAAUACAUUGGGGCUAUGUGCAUAGGCAUACAUCCAUACCUCCAUAUUCCAGUCCAUUGACUCGCCGCUCAGUUCUCCGAUGUUGUCUGAUCAUCAAUGUUGGUGAUUUGGUUGCUGAUUGACUCGGAAACUACAAGCGUUCCCGGACUCACACAACCUCCUUGCUUCCGCAUACUGUAGUAGCUUAUCGGAAAUCGGACUUGAAGUUCUGGAGUUUCGGUCGCGAGGGGCCAUAUCGUAAGAUCCUUAAUACCCGUGCUCUGUGAGCGUCUGCAUAAGCAAUAUAUGCCUCUCAGAGCGGCAGGUGAUGUUUUUGAUCUAUCUGGGGACGAUUCAUAUAUAGCCCUUGACGAAGCAUGAUACUCUUUCUCUCACAGCCCAAUGUCUAUCGAUAUCUCUCCAGGCCAGUUUGUAACAUCCUCUGAUGGCACAAAGAUUUGGGCUCAUGCCUGCGGAAACCCGUCCAAGCCGGCAGUGGUGUUCAUUCAUGGAUUCGCUUGUACCGCAGAUGCUUUUAACAAGCAAUAUUCCAAUGCCAAAAUGCUAGAAAACUUAUACAUCAUUCGCUAUGAUGUUCGUGGAUGUGGACGAAGUGAAGGACCAUUGAGCGGGGAGGCGUACUCGUCUGAGCUCCAGGCGGAUGAUUUCAAAGCUGUCACUAAUGCGUUUAAGGUCGCGAAACCAUUUGUGGCAACAUGGUCUCUCGGUGGAAUUGUUCCUCCCGACGUUAUUGCUAAAUACGGGCCUGACUCUCUCUCUGGUCAUAUAAUGAUGGGAUCGUUCCCUCAUCGUAACAUGCAUUCCGAAGUCGUUCAUCCCGUCAUUCUCAGCCUCAUUCCAGGACUCAUGACUGAAGAUAUUGCUUUAUUUGCUAAAACUCUUCCGGAAUUCGUCCUCUCUUGUGUGUCUCCAAAUCACAAACUUCCUUACGAUGUCUAUACUCAAUGGUUGGGAGGUGCGGCUCCGAGGGCCCCUAUCGUGCGGCAGUCUAUGCUUGGUCGAGGUCAAGACUCCACCGCUAUCAUGGCGGUUGCUAAUAAUUUCCCUUACAUGGCAAUUCAGGGCGAAGAUGACCAACACCUUGUUCCCAAAAAUUUGGAAAAAUGGAUGAAGGAUUACCUUGCUCGAUCUGAAUUUCAUCUCAUUCCCGGAGUUGGCCAUGCUCCAUUCUACGAAGCACCAGACGUUACGAAUAAGCUUAUCCUUGAUUUUGUAGAGAAAUAUUCAGGUUGAUCUGCCAGCAUUUGGCAUUGCGGGUCUGAGCUUAUGUAUCAACGAGUAUCCACCAUCAUGUUAUGUAGAAGCAUUGCGCUGCAUGGGGAUCCACUUCGACACUUACAAAGAAAUAUUUUACAUACUUCGGUGUAUAUUAGUCCGAUGCCUUGAAUAUAUGCAAAUCUU
Molecule: messenger RNA, 1408 nt
Organism: Lentinula edodes (shiitake mushroom)
Lineage: Eukaryota; Fungi; Basidiomycota; Agaricomycetes; Agaricales; Omphalotaceae
Product: alpha/beta-hydrolase
Exons: 6
Coding region: 389-1240 (283 amino acids)
Source: RefSeq, a predicted model, not a curated record